GCUGCGGGGGGGGGGCUCGCUUGGAAGCAGGGAAAGUUUCUGGUCUCUUCGGUUCCCGCUCCCUUCUUUUCUUUUUCCACUCUUGUUUCUCUCCCCCUCCCUUCCUUCCCCCCCUCCGGCUUUUUAUCCUUCUCCCCGGUGGCACCAUGACGGCAUCUCCCGACUACCUGGUGAUCCUCUUCGUGACCACGGCGGGCACCAACGGGGCGAGGCUGGGCUCGGAUGAGCGAGAGCUGCUCCAGCUCUUAUGGAAAGUGGUCGACCUGAGGAGUAAGGAGCUGGGGCAGCUGCACGACCUUCUGGUCCGGCCUGACCACAUGGAGCUGACGGCUGAGUGCCAUGAGAUCACCCAGGUGGACGUGGAGAGCCUGGCGCUGGCUCCGCCGCUGGAGCAGGCGCUGCGACAGUUUAAUCAGUCCGUGAGCAACGAGUUGAACAUUGGUGUAGGUACUUCGUUCUGUUUCUGUACUGAUGGACAGCUGCACAUCAGGCAGGUUCUGCACCCUGAAGCUUCCAAAAAGAAUAUUUCACUGCCUGAAUGCUUCUACUCCUUUUUUGACUUGCGGAAAGAGUUCAAGAAGUGUUGCCCUGGCUCACCUGACCUCAGCAAACUCGAUGUUGCAGCAAUGACAGAAUAUUUAAAUCUUGACAAGAGCAGCCCAGUGUUUCCCUAUGGAGCCUCUCAAGUUGAAGAUAUGGGGAAUAUUAUUUUAACACUAAUAUGUGAACCACACAAUCACAGAUUUUCAGAUCCAGAAAGAGUGAACUACAAAUUUGAAAGUGGGCCUUGCAGCAAGAUGGAACUUGUGGAUGAUAAUGCUAUUAUCCGAGCAAGAGGAUUGCCAUGGCAGUCAUCUGACCAGGACAUAGCGAGAUUCUUCAAAGGCCUAAAUAUUGCCAAGGGAGGUGCUGCACUCUGUCUCAAUGCCCAAGGUAGAAGGAAUGGGGAGGCACUUGUGAGGUUCGUAAGUGAAGAGCAUAGAGAUCUAGCGCUACAAAGGCACAAGCAUCACAUGGGAAAUCGAUACAUUGAGGUAUACAAGGCAACAGGUGAAGACUUCCUUAAAAUUGCAGGAGGCACUUCCAACGAGGUUGCACAGUUCUUGUCGAAAGAAAACCAAGUGAUUGUCAGGAUGCGAGGUCUUCCUUUCAACGUAACAGCAGAAGAAGUGCUGACAUUCUUUGGCCAACACUGCCCUGUAACGGGAGGAAAGGAGGGAGUCCUGUUUGUUACAUACCCUGACAGCAGACCAACAGGGGAUGCCUUUGUGUUGUUUGCUUGUGAGGAAUAUGCACAAAAUGCACUGAAAAAGCAUAAGGACUUGCUGGGGAAAAGAUAUAUUGAACUCUUCAGGAGCACUGCAGCAGAAGUUCAGCAGGUGCUGAACAGAUACUCUUCCACACCUCUCAUUCCCCUUCCAACACCUCCUAUUCUUCCAGUAUUACCUCAACAAUUUGUGCCUCCCACUAAUGUCAGAGACUGCAUACGUUUGCGUGGUCUUCCCUAUGCUGCUACUAUAGAAGACAUCCUGGAGUUCUUGGGCGAGUUUUCUACAGAUAUUCGGACCCAUGGAGUUCACAUGGUACUAAAUCACCAGGGACGUCCAUCGGGAGACGCUUUUAUUCAGAUGAAAUCUGCAGACCGAGCUUUUCUGGCUGCACAGAAGUGUCAUAAGAAGACUAUGAAGGACAGAUAUGUUGAAGUCUUUCAAUGUUCCGCUGAGGAAAUGAACUUUGUAUUAAUGGGGGGCACUUUAAAUCGAAAUGGCUUGUCCCCACCACCAUGUAAGUUACCAUGCCUUUCACCCCCUUCCUACUCCUUUCCAGCUCCUGCUGCAGUUGUGCCAACAGAAGCUGCUCUGUAUCAGCCAUCCAUGCUCCUAAACCCACGAACACUCCAGCCCUCCACAGCGUACUACCCUGCUGGGGCUCAGCUUUUCAUGAACUACACCGCUUACUACCCCAGGUAAAGCAGAGGAGAAACCAAGCAGGAACAAAGAAGUCUUUUUGCAGCAAAUGCACAAAGCUCAGGAAAGGACAUUGUCUGCUUUGCUAAAGGCUUGUGCUACCAAGAACAGCUUGUUUGGUAUCUUGUUCAGGGAAACAAUUUCAGGUUUUCUAGGGAUUUCCCAAGUUUUAGAGUAUUUCAGGUAGUGAUGCUUUUUAAAGCAUAAGUGUCACAGUUACAGUAAGAUGUUUUUGUUGUUUAUUUUUUUUUUUCCACCUAACGUGCCUCUUAAACUUGUUAACUUCCAUUGUUGUGACCUCAGUGGGAACUGGUGUGUGCAGUACUCUAUCCCAUGUUGGUAAAGAAGUCCUUGGCCCCUCUUUAGAAUGGAGGGAUUGGGAUCUGCCCUAACAACUUGUGGAAUUCUGCCUCUGUUUUUGUAAUAUGUAACUUUUGACCUUUGUGGUAAAAACUGUUUACUUAUUUAUAAAAGUACUGCAUUGCGGCAUGUACGUAUUUGAAUGCAUAUGUUAAGCAUACAGAGGCGUAUGUUCUUCCUGACCUCAUGAACGCCUCGUGAGGGGCUUUUGGCUUUUCUGGAUAUAUUAGCCAUCUUCUGUAGAACAACAGCUCUUGACACCAUUUUACCUCUGUGAUCAUGAGCCAUAAAAAGCCAUGUUCCUUGUAAGCCAUAAACUGUUCUUCAUCUGUCACGAAGAACUCAGGUCUUCUAUUAGGUUCUGAUCUGUGCUUUUUAUCUCUGGAGAGGGGUCCAAGUAGCUACUUAUGAAGCUGUGGAGUAACAUGGGCCCUCUAGUACCUAUAAGAUAAAGGUUUUCUUAAUACUUUACACUAAACCAGUAUGUCUGAGCUGCCUAUUGUGUCUUUUUAAUUAAAACAAUUUCUUCGUUCAUGAGUUAAUUUCUGUAAUGCCUUUAAUGUUUGUCUUAAGGUUAUAAUAUGUUACCUAACUCAGCUUCUUUAAUGUAAGAUCAAGAAAAAUAAAAUUCCAAACUUCCACUAGCAAUAUAAACCAAGUUUCUCAAAAAUAGUUCUGUAUGUCAUGAGAACAAGGUAACAAUAAUAGUUUGUAGUGAUUUUGGCAUGUUGUACUUAACCUGCUAUGGCCAGUCUACUAUUAAGUGUCAGACCCUGCAUAGAUCUCUCACUCGAUGGGAUCCUGCAUAAGUCUCAUUAUUGCUGCUUGGGCUGAUUAGUCUGUAACCAACAUAUACACCCACAGUCUUAAGUCCCAAAAUAUCCUUUUUAAGUUCUUGUCUAGCUGGCAGUUGUAACUGGCACAGAACUGUUUCUUAAGAAUAUACAAGUACCUCCCCUUUAAAAAGAAGUAACAUUUCUGGAAUCAACUUGACUUCUGUAUUGUGAGAUCUGGUAUUUAGGUGUUCCCUCUCUAUCUAGAGUAAGUGCUUGAUCUACAGAAAAAUGGUAUGUGGUAUAUGGUGAUCCUUUGUAGCAGAUAAUUUGUUGGGGUUUUUCCCUCCAAAAAAAUUAAGCUUUAUUUCUUUUCAGGCAAAUUUCCGUGCUUUGUAAAAGGUGCAAUAAGUAAUUGGGUCCCUUUCACAUAGCAACUGGAAUUCUCUUAAAUGGAGUUUUCUCAUUGUGAAAUUUAAUUCAAAAAAUGUUAAGUACGUGCAGCAGGGAAGAACAAGGUAUCCUCUGUACUAAGUGGUGCAUUUAAAUGCAUGUACAUGGAAAGGCAAUACAGAGCUGGUGGCUAAUCAUCAGACAGUGGUUCAUAAAUCUAACUAGUGAAUACUUAUGGAAAUAAGGGAAGUUCCUUUGACCUGCUGCCCAAAGGUUCUACUGCUCGUAUUUUGAAAAGUCAAGCUGCCUUUUAAUAGCCGGUUCUGCUUUCUGCACAGUAAUCAACCCAGAUGGUGGCAGGGAAGGAGGCAUUGCUUUGGGCUUUAGUAGCUAUUGGAAAUCCCUGAAAUUCUGACUUGUUGUAAUGCUUUUACAGCUUUGGUGAUAAAACCUGAUAGCGUAAAGAAAUAGAUGCCUUCUAUGCUACUUUAAUAGCUUUAGCGAACUCCCAAUGAAAGGGAAGGAGAGCGAGUUAUUCAGGAUCUGUCAGUCUUUGAUAUCUCUGCUCAGCUUGUAAUUAUACCUGGCAACAUGUUCUAACAACAAAUCAGUGGUCUUGUUCUCUGCCUAGUCCCAGGUUUUUGAGAAAAAGAAUAAUCAGGAUUCAUAGAAGGGAGGAGUUUCUUUCCUUAUCUAAUCCUUAAUAAGUGUACCAGUUGCUGAAUGUAUGUUGAAAGUAAUGAAUAACUGCGCUACUUGGCAACAGCUAACAUGUUCUAGAGAAACUUCUACCACAUGCAAGCAUGGAAGUUACCGCUACAGAAUAUGUAGUUUUAAAAUAAAGUUGAAUCUUAUUGAACUUAUUCAGGACUAAUUCUAUUUUGAUCACUUUAUGCCAUGCCUUUACAACCUCAAAAGCUUCUGUCAAAAUCCAUAAUUGUAGGAACAUGCUUCAGCCUUGUUCACUGUUCAAAAUAUCAUUGAAAAUGUAGAAAGAGUAGCUUUUUACUCGGUGGGCAGUACACUGGUGGGAUGUGUAGCCAGAAAAUUAAGUGGAAACUAAAAACUGAUGUGGAUUCAAACAAAUUGGAUAAAUUCAAGGGCAGAAAAUUCAUCAUGAGAUAGUGAAUACACAGAAACCACACCUGGCUCAGGAAGUCCUUGAACUCAAAAUAACUGGAAGAGUUCUUACGUUCCGUGUCCUGUGGUAAAAUCUUGUGCCUUUGAAGCAAGUGGGUAGGUGAGCUUGUUUGUUUGCAUCUUUGAAGUAGUAUUUGUCUUGAGAGAUACAGGUACCACUUGUGAGCAUGGGUCCCUUCUAAUGUAUUUGUAGCCUUAUUUGGCUGUGAUAAUAGUCUAAUAGCAGCUAGGUUUGAAUUACCUCCCUGUUGUGUCUGUGUAUGUGCAGCUCUUUCCAUUAGUCGUUUGAAUUAAAAGGCCUUUUUACGUGGUAGUUAAAGGCAAGGUUCUUACACUUGCUGCACGAAGAAAUAUGGGGUAAUUUGUUAGUGUCCUCAUUUGUCUGCUUCUAACUCUUCCUGCUAUGGAUUAGGUAUGCUUUUCUUUUUCUUGUUAUACAUUGAUCAACUCGUAAAAAAAUUUAUAUAAUGUGACAUAUGUAUGCAUACAUACACAAAACCCAAAUAAAAUUCCCUAAGUUAGAAAAAAGCCUAACUUGUUUUCUGUGAUGUACCAGAUCCUCUGUAGCGACCAUCAUGGAGAACAAGUAAGACUGUUUUCUAACCUGAGUCAUUGCUUAGAUCCAUAUUUAGGCACAAGUAAAUUACAAUGAGUUUAAACUGACAAAACCAGGAACAAGUGGGCUGGAUUGGGAGUGAUACCAUUCAGCACUGCUGCCAGCAGCUUUAUUUGCAUAUCUGUGUGUCUGGCUAACCAGCAUCACUUGACAGAACUGGGUUAGGAAACAACCAUAUGUGUAUUUAGCCUGGGAGAUCUGUUGCAGAUGGAGAACAGCAGCAGACACAAACAAAACCUCUUCAUCAGCUUAGUUGUACUCAUACCAUUAUAGCAACACUCUGGAUCGCAUCUCUUUCACUAUCUGUGGUUUCAAUACAGGAUAGGGGAUGAUGUGAUUUAGAGCAGCCCUGCGGAGGACUUGGGGGACUGAUUGAGAAGCUCAAUCUGGCAAUGUGCACUCACAGCCCAGCAGGGCAA
Cuculus canorus (common cuckoo) is the source of this 5668-nucleotide messenger RNA. It is a transcript of the gene ESRP1, whose product is annotated as epithelial splicing regulatory protein 1. NCBI's taxonomy places the organism in Eukaryota, Metazoa, Chordata, Aves, Cuculiformes, Cuculidae. Gene Ontology annotation, molecular function: RNA binding. The record is from RefSeq and is a predicted model, not a curated record. Gene Ontology annotation, cellular component: ribonucleoprotein complex. The transcript is spliced from 13 exons. The coding region runs from base 147 to 1970 and encodes 607 amino acids.